GUGGCCGCAGCGUCCCCGCGCGCGGCCGGGCCAGGUAGGAACGCAGAGCCGCAGCCACCUCGGCCAUGCGGCUGCCGGACCGCAGGCCUGGGCUGGGGCCCGCGCCACCCCCCGCGCGCCGCCCCCGCUGAGCCCGCGCCCGAUAGGGCGCCGCAGGCACCAUGGUGCAGAAGUCGCGCAACGGUGGUGUGUACCCCGGCACCAGCGGGGAAAAGAAGCUCAAGGUGGGCUUCGUGGGGCUGGACCCCGGCGCGCCCGACUCCACUCGCGACGGCGCGCUACUCAUCGCGGGCUCCGAGGCCCCCAAGCGCGGCAGCGUUCUGAGCAAGCCGCGGACCGGCGGCGCAGGAGCCGGGAAGCCCCCGAAGCGCAACGCCUUCUACCGCAAGCUGCAGAAUUUCCUCUACAACGUGCUAGAGCGGCCCCGCGGCUGGGCGUUCAUCUACCACGCCUACGUGUUCCUUUUAGUCUUCUCCUGCCUUGUGCUUUCUGUGUUUUCUACCAUCAAGGAGUAUGAGAAGAGCUCCGAGGGGGCCCUCUACAUCUUGGAAAUCGUGACCAUCGUGGUAUUCGGUGUUGAGUACUUUGUGAGGAUCUGGGCUGCAGGCUGCUGCUGCCGGUAUCGAGGCUGGAGGGGCAGGCUCAAGUUUGCCAGGAAGCCGUUCUGUGUGAUUGAUAUCAUGGUGCUGAUCGCCUCCAUCGCUGUACUGGCUGCUGGGUCCCAGGGCAAUGUCUUUGCCACAUCUGCGCUUCGGAGCCUGCGGUUCUUGCAAAUCUUGCGGAUGAUCCGUAUGGACCGGAGGGGUGGCACCUGGAAGCUCCUGGGAUCGGUGGUCUACGCUCAUAGCAAGGAGCUGGUGACUGCCUGGUACAUUGGCUUCCUCUGCCUCAUCCUGGCCUCGUUUCUGGUGUACUUGGCAGAAAAGGGUGAGAAUGACCACUUUGACACCUACGCAGAUGCACUCUGGUGGGGUCUGAUCACCCUGACAACCAUUGGCUAUGGAGACAAGUACCCGCAAACCUGGAACGGGAGACUGUUAGCAGCGACGUUCACCCUCAUUGGUGUCUCGUUCUUCGCUCUUCCUGCUGGCAUUUUGGGAUCCGGCUUUGCCUUGAAAGUCCAAGAGCAGCAUCGGCAAAAACACUUUGAGAAACGGAGGAAUCCUGCAGCAGGUCUGAUCCAGUCUGCCUGGAGAUUCUAUGCUACUAACCUCUCACGCACGGACCUGCACUCCACGUGGCAGUACUACGAGCGGACAGUCACUGUCCCCAUGUACAGGCUCAUCCCGCCUCUGAACCAGCUGGAGCUGCUGAGGAAUCUCAAGAGCAAAUCUGGACUUACCUUCAGGAAGGAGCCACAGCCAGAGCCAUCACCAAGUCAGAAGGUCAGUUUGAAAGAUCGUGUCUUCUCCAGCCCCCGAGGCGUGGCUGCCAAGGGGAAGGGGUCUCCCCAGGCCCAGACGGUCCGGCGGUCCCCCAGUGCAGAUCAGAGUCUCGAUGACAGCCCAAGCAAGGUGCCCAAGAGCUGGAGCUUUGGUGACCGCAACCGUGCACGCCAGGCUUUCCGCAUCAAGGGUGCUGCAUCCCGGCAGAAUUCAGAAGAAGCAAGCCUCCCUGGAGAGGACAUCGUAGAGGACAACAAGAGCUGUAACUGCGAGUUUGUGACUGAAGAUCUUACCCCUGGCCUCAAAGUCAGCAUCAGAGCUGUGUGUGUUAUGCGGUUCUUGGUAUCUAAGCGAAAGUUCAAAGAGAGUCUGCGCCCCUAUGACGUGAUGGAUGUCAUCGAACAAUACUCAGCUGGACACUUGGAUAUGUUGUCCCGCAUCAAAAGCCUGCAGUCCAGGCAAGAGCCCCUGCCUGUCCAGUCUGGGCAUGAACAGGGCCCUCCGGGACAAAACCAGGCAUGGCACAAGGGGCACCAAGGGCUGGGUGACAGAGUGGACCAGAUUGUGGGGCGGGGCCCAACAAUCACGGACAAGGACCGCACCAAAGGCCCAGCCGAGACGGAGUUGCCCGAAGACCCCAGCAUGAUGGGACGGCUUGGGAAGGUGGAGAAACAGGUCUUGUCCAUGGAAAAGAAGCUAGACUUCCUGGUGAGCAUCUAUACACAGAGAAUGGGCAUCCCACCAGCAGAGACAGAGGCCUAUUUUGGGGCCAAGGAGCCUGAGCCAGCACCACCCUACCACAGCCCGGAGGACAGCCGUGAUCAUGCAGACAAGCAUGGCUGUAUCAUUAAGAUCGUCCGCUCCACCAGCUCUACAGGCCAGAGGAACUACGCCGCACCCCCAGCCAUCCCCCCUGCCCAGUGUCCUCCAUCCACCUCAUGGCAGCAGAGCCACCAGCGCCACGGCACCUCCCCUGUGGGAGACCAUGGCUCACUGGUACGCAUCCCACCACCUCCUGCACACGAGCGCUCACUGUCUGCCUACGGUGGGGGCAACAGAGCCAGUACCGAGUUCUUGAGGCUGGAGGGCACCCCAGCCUGCAGGCCCUCUGAGGCUGCCCUGCGGGAUAGCGACACAUCCAUCUCCAUCCCUUCGGUGGACCACGAGGAGCUGGAGCGCUCCUUCAGCGGCUUCAGUAUCUCCCAGUCAAAGGAGAACCUGGAUGCCCUGGGCAGCUGUUAUGCAGCUGUGGCACCAUGCGCCAAGGUCAGGCCUUACAUUGCUGAGGGGGAGUCUGACACAGACUCAGACCUCUGCACACCAUGUGGGCCACCCCCACGCUCUGCCACCGGUGAGGGCCCCUUUGGAGACAUGGCUUGGGCAGGGCCCAGGAAGUGAGUCUGGGCUGGGUUGCUGGCUGCAUGCCACACCCACUCUUGUUCUGGUUUUAGAACUGGAGUUCCAGGGCCUUUCUUAAAGUGACAGACAUAAGAGUAGUGUGGGUUGCGAGGAUGCUCAUGGGAUCUUGCUCUCAGGGUUCACGUGGCAUGGGGAUGAGGCAGGGCUCCUUAGCACAUACAGUAACAUAUUAUAGACGUUCUUUUUCCAACCAGGAGAGGGAGGUUGAGGCCGGGCCCUGGAGGCCCUGGGAGCUAUCUAUGGCAGCAAAGCUAGCUCUGCCUAGUCUUCUUGGGGGGACAUGUUGCCCUGUGAGUGAGAAAGGACAGCAUGAUGGUUAGCGCCUGUGAGUCGGAGUGUGGCUGGGAGCAAGUACAGGAGACAUAGUGGUGAAACAGGCCUGUCUACUGCUGAUGGCCAGUCCUGGGGCCUGUGGAUCUCUCAGUUUAAGCUGGAAGCUCAGGGGUAUAGUAGGUCACUGGAAAUGGCCCACUCUCACACCUGACUGCUUAUCCCUCCAUCCCUGACUGCCCCAGUAAAGCAUUACCAGGCCCACUGUUUGCGUGUGGUGGGUAAUGCGCCCCCAUCCCUGAGUACCUAGCUAGAGAGCUGCCAACAUCUUCCUCCCUCUCCCAGGUUAUGUGGAUCUUUCCACGGGAGCCAUCCUUAGGUCAGAACCCUUUUCCUGAAGCUGAGGAAGGGGUGAGGCCUUAGGGACCAAUCUGGAGGUUAGAAUUGAUCCUUAGACUCUCCUGACUUCACCUCUUAGGGGAAGACUCAACUCACAGCCUUUUCUGAAAGGGUUUCUUCAGCAGGUUCUGGCUGCCUCAUCCCUGGCACUGUAGCCCAGGAGGUAUGAGUUGACGUUUCCUGGCCUCUGCUCUUUGCUGGUGUGGCGCUGGCCUCCAGGCUGUGGCCAGCACUUCAAGAGAACCACCAGAUAAGCAGGCCAGCGUUGUCCCUAGCCAGGAUACCCCCUUGCCUGCUGCCCACUUGGCUCUACAGAUUCAGGCAGGGCUAAAUGACAUGACAUCUUCAAACUGCCAGCUCUUUCCACACAAGAGCAUGGCCUCUGAGCCUGGUCAAGGAUCCUUCCCACAGAAGCUGGCUAUCCAGUCCUUUAUCCACAAAUAGGUCCCUGGUCUGUGGCCCCUGAGUGUUUGAGGAGCUGGGAACACCUUGUCCUCUACACUGGUGAGGAGAAAUCUCUGCCCAUCGUGUGAGUAGGCAUCUUGGACCAUCUAGCAGUCAGCUUUAGAGGGAGGCAAAGUAGAUCAGAGCCUUCCGUUGUGGCCUCAUAAUAUUUGGCCCAGAAGAACCUGGCAUUGAAACGAUAACAUUUUGGGAUGGGGCCCUCAGACUCACUUGCCCUCAACUUUCCUGGUCACAGAGGGCAAGUACUGUAGAGCUUGUGCCUGGGCAGAGCUCUCUUUACUUCUUCCACUCUUUUGAAAAGUGUGUUCUGGCAGGGGUAGAGGCAGCUUGGGGGGGGGGGGCUAUGCUCAGCAGGAGGUACCCCAUCCCCGAGGAGAGCUUCAGUCAUGUCUCUGUCAGGGACCUGGGUACUUGGAGAGAGAGAUAUGUCUGUUGUCUGCUGUAACCUCCAUGUCAGGGCUACUGGGAUCUCACCUCAGGGUGCCUCUGCUAGGAUCCUAGUUGGGAGCCUGUCUAUGUUUGUUCCAAUAUGUGCACACUGGUUCUCUAAGGCUGUGCUACAGUCAAGAAUUUCUUGGUAUGAGAGAGAUGUCUCCUUCUAUACGGGAUGGCAGGUGAUAUAUAUGGGAAGAAUAGUUAUAUCUUCACAAGCCUUCUCUUGGUGAGUUGAGCCUGGGUCUGUGCUCCUCCCUCUCUUUGUCAGGACAGGAAGAGUCUAGAGCAGAGGGACAAACACAUCUGCCUGGACAAACCAACAGCCAGAGCACUCCUUCUCUAGGCAGUGGACCUGGCAGACUGUAGCUAUCUCAGCUUCGGGGAUGUGGGAGAGAGGUUUGUACCUGUCCUACAUGCUCCAUACAGCAUGUCUUGCCCUAUAGGUGGCCCCAAGUCCUGUCCCCAGAGCUGCCAUGGAUACCAGAGCCUGGUAUACCCUGAGCUGGGGUUUUGUGGGAUGAAGAGGGUGGACAGAAACCACUUUCCCAGAAACCCUGGACACACAGAAUUUCUCAGAGGUCCUUAUUUAGGUUAUAACAAGAGCGAGUGGAGGAGGCAUGGCCUUCUCUGCAAAUAAACACUGGUCAAGUCUGCAGUGUUGAUUACACAGAGGAAGAGAGUGUAUCUCAAGUGGUGUCACAGAAGCCCUGAUGUGAGAGAUGACCGUGCCCUUCCUUAGGGACCCAGAUCCAGGCUUAAACAACACAAAUGUCCACUGCUUUGGCAUCCCCUCCCGCAGAGAAGCAGGACAGGAUGGAGGUUGAAGGCUCCUACAAGACAUCUGUGCGAGUUCUUGGGUGCACAUGUGACCAAGUAUGGCUGAAGGCCAGCGGCUGCCUCAUGGCAAAAUUUUCCUCAGAAAACAUUUGUCCCAACACAUUCCCUCACAUGCCCACCAGCAUGACAUACAUGUGUAUUUGCAUAAGUGCACACCAAAACUUACCACAUUUUCAUAUGUAUACACAAGUAUACACACAUCGGACACAAGUAUACAUGAAACAGGUGUACUUUCAAAUGUGUAUUUCUUGUUAUAUACUUGCACAUGCAAGCUCAAACACAGUUUUUCAGACCACACAUAACAGGUACAUAUGCAUACAGACACACACAUGAACACAUAUAUGAACAUACAGGCUUAUAAGCUUCAUCCUAUUCCACAUUUGCACAUACAGCAGGUACCUACUUUUAUGCCUGAAUAUUUACAUAUAUGAAAAUGUAUGAGUAACCUGUAUGUAAAAUGUACACACAUGCACAUGUAGGCUUUUCUCUGUUUCUCUUUCUCUAUGUCUCUAUACACACACACACACACACACACACACACACUUUUUCUCUUGUGUCUUCCUGAUGGAAACUGCCUGGGCAGGGUGCACAAGAAUUAAUGGUGAAUGUUCUAAAAUGUUGAACACUGGCUGGGGUAGGAGUCCUGGUUAUCUAGGACUUCUGAGCAACAGUGGUAGAGAGUCCACCUAGAGACAGUUGAGUUUCCACACUGCUCUCUCCCUGAACUAAAAGAUGACUGGCUGCAGGUGCUUAGAGGGUGUGGCUAGGUCAGGGUGAGGGUAGUUGUUAGUUCCUCCUGAGGUCCAGAUCAGUCUUUGCCUUGGGUUAAUCUUGGUAUUGGCCAUUUCCCAGUGCCCUCUUAUAUAUAUGCCUGCCUCAUUGUGCCAGGCUGUGAUGGGCGUUUCCUGGCUUAAUUUUCUGUCCCCUUUGAUUGUGGCCUCUGGAAAGUGCACUCUUGUCUAACAGGGACAAUAUACCUGGGGUGAGGGCCCAUCUGCUGUCUUGCUGUGGUCUUGGCAGAUCGAAUGUCCAUUUGAGGUCGUAAGCUAGCUCUUAGUACGUUUUCACGUUUAGGGGCCUCACUGGAAACCCCAUUUAGAAACUGGGGAGUCGCUAGACACACUGCAUGGGCCUCCUUGGAGGAGACUCUGACAUGUAGUCAUCUUCAGACCCUAGACGCAGGAGAUAUACAUCCAGGACCACCUUCCACCUUUAAUUCGCUGGUUUAAGGUUCUUUCUACCCUUGAGCUGGUGGCUCCAGAUUCAGAAUGUGGAAGAGAGGGCCACCCUGCCUUCUGCCUCCCCUACUGGGUUUAUCCUAUAUCAGGGGCACUGUGAAGAAGACCCUUGCUUUUUGUAGAAAGCGUUGAGCCCAGAGAUGUCUUCAGACUUUUCCCCAGAAGUAGGAAUCUGGGACAGGGAUGCUGUUCUGACACACUGCAACUUGUGUCUUUCAGCUGCAAGCCGUGCAUAGAGUAGAGGCUAAUGUAUUUGCCCACAGCUCACACCCUCUUGAAAUAAACAUGAAAAAUGUUGUUUGAACAGUGGGGCCCACUGUGUGGGGACUCAGAGGUGUCUGGCACAUCUUGUAUCCCAAUAGGGUAGGUUGGAGUUAAGAGUAGAUAAUCUAUACAGGGUACCCCUGAAGUCCAGGCUCACGUGGCUGGAAUCAAAUACUGGUGUGGCAUCUGCUGCCCUGGAGCAUAGAGGUCAGUCUUCUCCCCUGAGACCUCCCAGGGCAUAGAAUGUAGGGUUUGGGGAAAGAAGUCCAGGAAAAGUCUGCAGGCACGUCUGUCUGGUUGUCCUAGGCUCAGCUGAGCUCCUCAGAGGAGGUAUUAAGAUGGCAAUGAAGAUUUCUAGAGGGGACCCAGAUGGCUCUUCUGAGGAAUCUUCACAUGCCCUGGGGACUAGGGGCCCAGUGUCCCUGGAAAUUUGGGCCACAGUUUGUUGAAUUUUGCUUGUCUGUGAGGUAGUUCCGGCAGUAUGCCUGGGGGGGGGGGACCAGGAAAUGGGAUAGAGAAAAAGGGUUACACCCUAGGAAGGAGGGCCACCAAACCUCCAGAGGUGCCUGGGUUUUACAUUUGUUCAGAGCUCUGUCUUUGAUGCUGGCCUUGGUGCCCUGGCUGACAAUGGAUGCUGGGUCUGUCCCACAAACCAUCCUGAAGUUCCCCUGGUGUCUAAUGCUCUGUCAGAGAAGGGAUAGUCCCUAGGCUGUGCUUCUGGGACUCUCAGGCAGGAGUGCACAUCACUAGUACUGCACAUCCAACUGGGACCGGUUUUACAGAGUUGUUGCCUUAAUGUAUGUUGAGGGAAAUUCACCAAGGUCACCCCUGCCUCUGCCUGAUACAGACACUGGACUCCACCUCCAGGUCCUGCGACUGGAGAGGAGUUCUGGCAUGAUGAGCUGUCACUAGUAGUCCCACAUGGAGGGGCUCAAAGCUGUGACCCCCUUGACGUCAUCUACCUGCCUGGGAUGGCUCCAUAUACAGUGCAGCGCACCCUGCGCUUCCAGUCCACACCUGCCCAUUGCAGUCCUGUCCCCCGGCCGCAGUUGCGGCCGCAGCUUCCCCAUCUGCGCUGUUGCCUUUGGCUGUCUUUGCACUUUUGUUCAUGCUCCAAAGAAUAUUUCAUAAUGCCUUCAUACUGAUGUGCACCCUAACCAUUUUGUACGUGCCCUUGGGCCACAGCGACUGGCCUCCUCCUUUGGGCCAGCGUGCCGUCAUCUGCACACGACGCUGUCUUCUAGGGAUAGACGCCCAGGGAAUGAACUCUAGUUUUCUAACGGACUAGCUGAGAUGCUAACUUACUCAAUGUGAACAGGAUAUUUGUGCUGUGUGGGCGGGCCAACGUGUGCUCGCAGGGAACUUUGGGGCAGAAUCUUGCAGCAGGGAUGCAUGCAGAUGGUUCUGGAAUGUUUUGCUGCCACAGGGCUAAGUUCAGAUGCCCAGUGGACCUGGGCACUUAGUAAAACACAGU
Apodemus sylvaticus (European woodmouse) is the source of this 8186-nucleotide messenger RNA. It is a transcript of the gene Kcnq2, whose product is annotated as potassium voltage-gated channel subfamily Q member 2. Gene Ontology annotation, biological process: transmembrane transport; potassium ion transport. The transcript is spliced from 15 exons. Gene Ontology annotation, cellular component: membrane. Gene Ontology annotation, molecular function: voltage-gated potassium channel activity. Lineage: Eukaryota; Metazoa; Chordata; Mammalia; Rodentia; Muridae. The record is from RefSeq and is a predicted model, not a curated record. The coding region runs from base 162 to 2783 and encodes 873 amino acids.